AGUAGUAGUGCUGUCAUGGCGGGCCUGCGAGGAGCUCGAGCGCUCUGGGGCAGAGUGGCGGGGAGCGCGAGCCGGGGCGGGCUGAGAACGGGCGCGUGCGUGGGGGCCGCGGCGCUGACGGGGGCGGGCGCGCUGUACCUGUGGAGUCAGCGGGGAGCGCGCGGGGCCGCGGAGCCACAGCGCUGGGGGGCACUGAGCCUACUUCCGUCCCUGCGCGCGCGAGGUCACGAGCACGAGCAGCAGGAGGAGGCUCAGUCAUUUGCCUUUGAGGACAUGGACGUCUCCAUGUCGUCUCACGAGUACCGCUUUCGUCUCUUCAGCUCUGUGGAGUAUGAGGGACAGCUGUACAUGACCCCCCAGAACUUCAUCGAGUCCGUCACCACCAGCCAACCACGGAAUAAAAAACCAUGGAGGUCCCUCACUAAACAGGAGCUGGAGAAGAUCCUGGCAGACACUCCUCCAGUGUGGAAAGGAACGUCCAAGCUGUUCCGGAACCUUCGGGAGCGAGGACUCAUCGCUUAUACAGAGUAUCUCUUCCUGCUCUGCAUCCUGACAAAGCCUCACGCCGGCUUUAAGAUCGCUUUCAACAUGUUCGACGCAGACGGCAACCAGAUGGUGGACAAGCGAGAAUUUCUGGUGCUGCAGGAAAUCUUCCGGAAGAAGAACGAGAAGAGAGGACGGAAGGGAGACUUGGAGAAGUCGGCUCAGCUGAGCAUGCAGCUCUAUGGAUAUCAGGUUGCCCCCGUCAACAGCGCGAUGAAAAAAGACAGCCAAAGAGAAUUUGUGGCACGGAGCUACUGGGACAUGUUGAGACGAGGCGCCAGCCAAGCCCUAUUUUCUGACCUGGCAGAGCGCACAGAUGACAGCAUGAUGAUUGACACCACGCUGCUGGUGCACUUCUUCGGGAAGAAGGGGAAGGCGGAGCUAACGUUCCAUGAUUUCUACAGGUUCAUGGAUAACCUCCAGACCGAAGUUUUGGAGAUUGAGUUCCUAACCUACUCUAAAGGUAUGACCACCAUCAGCGAGGAGGACUUCGCUCGGAUCCUGCUACGCUACACCAAUGUGGAGGACAUCCGAAGCUACCUGGAGAACGUUCGCCAGAGCAUACCUGAUGAAAAGGGCAUCACGUUCGACGAGUUCAGGUCCUUCUUUCAGUUCCUCAACAACCUGGAGGACUUCGCCAUCGCUAUGCAGAUGUACAAUUUCGCCAGCCGUUCCAUCGGACAAGAGGAGUUUGGGAGAGCAGUGUAUGUGGCGACGGGGCUGAAGCUCACACGGCACCUGGUGAACACCAUCUUUAAAAUCUUUGACGUCGACCACGAUGAUCAGCUGAGCUACAAAGAGUUUAUCGGCAUUAUGAAGGAUAGACUGCACCGUGGAUCCAGGGGCUAUAAGGCUGUAGAGCGUCACACUUCCUUUAGGUCCUGUCUGAAGAAGGAACUGGCUGGAAGCAGGUGAACAGUGGACCUUUCUUUACCUGUGUUCGCUCGGAGGCCGGGAAGCACGUCCGUCAGCUCUGGAGGCGGUUCAGCGACGUGACCUAACUUCAUCAUCAUCGUCAUCAUCAUCAUCAUCAUCAUUGUGUUCAUCGUUAUCACAAUUAUCUUCAGGGGUGCCUUUGAAGUCCAUGAAGGAAACCAGCUGCAACAAUUCGCCUCAAUCCAGCCUCCAUUAUGUCCUGCAUGUAGCAGCAAAGCCUUGCAUGACUUUCCUCACUUUCCUUUUUUUUCUUCCUUCCUUUACAUAAUAAUGCUUCCACUGAGACUGGAUUGAAAUUGUCUGGCUGGAAUUUGCACUAUUGAUGGUCAGUAAUCUGCAAAAAAAUCUUACAGAACACUCAUAAUUCCAGUUGUACUCAACAUUAUGCAGUUCAUUGCUUUUCUAUGGGUUGGAUUAUUGGGCAGGGAUUAUGCCUGAAUUAUAAAUCUCCAUUCGACUAACUAGGCUUAAUCCCUGUCUGGAAAACCAACCCUUUAUUUAUCCAGUGCAUCAGAAGUCCUGUUCACACUCAUUUAAUGAGAUAUGACAGCAAUUUACAGCAACAACAUCAAUGCUAAUUGUUAAGCGAAAGCUUGGCUAUAGAGGUGCAUCUAAAAAAAGGCCUAGAAAGUUUAUUUAUUUCAUUUAUUUACGUAAUUAAAUUAAAUUUCCGUACUUUUAAAGUGCUCUAAAAUGUUCUGGUAGAUGCUGUGCUGAUUUUGGACUUGAUAUAUAUAUAUAUAUAUAGAACACAGUGGAUCAACACCAGCAGAUGAUCAGCAUGACUCUACAAACCAUCACUGAUUGGUGGAAACUUCACACUAGAUCUCUCCACUCUUCCUCCAGACUCUGCUAGACUCUCCUAGAUUUACUUUAAAUGAAAUGUAAAAUUUACUGAUGAUCAGUGACUUGGGUUUUAGGUUUUUAUUAGCUGCAUAAGCCAUUGUCAUCAACAUUAACAGAAAUUGCUGAAAAAAAAUCACUUUAAUGUGAUCCAUUUUUAUGUUAUUGAAUUGUUUGGAUUAAGACAAAAAAAAAUAAAUAAAUAAAUGAAUGAAAUUCAAACUGGCAAACAAUGAUUGUUGAAGAAGUGAUGAUUGAAUAAAUCAGCAUUAAUAAAGAGCAUUAACACAGUCUACAACACAGCCUACACAAGUGGCUAAUGCCAUGAUAAACAUUUAUAGGAGUUGCGCAUUAGACUAUAGUAAACAAAAUAUAUAUAUAUAUUUUUUGCAGUGCCUAUGCUUUCCUAUGAUGCAGAUUAAAUGCAUAGAUGUGGGUGAUCUGCUAAAAUAUUCUAUAUAAAUAAUAUUUAAAGACCUUUUUUCUAACAUCCAUUAACAUAAAAGCAUCUCAUCACAUCAGAUGAGUGUGAACUGGGUUUAAAGUGCACUGGAACAGUUAAUUUUGCACCUGCUGCUGCUGCUGUUAACGAUAGGGGUGUAACGAUGCACUCUGCUCACAAUUCACGAUUCUGGAUUCACAAUUUGAUUUUCUCACAAUACGAUAAGGAGACUUUUUCUUCCUUUUUAUUUUUAAAGUGUAAAAACAGUGAAAAAUUCAUUUAAACAGAUUACUGUCAUGUUUAAUUUCUCAAUUAGUCACUUGUUUAUUUAAGCAAUUCAAAGUUAAGGUAUCAUUAUCUAAGCAGACAGUCACAAAGAAAAUAUAAAAAAAUCAAUUAAUAUACAUUAAAUACAUUAUUGGAAAACUAUUGUUCCUUUUGGCUUGGCUCUAAUAAAGUAACUGACCUAUCCUCCGCUCUUAGCUUACGCCCACUGGAUCUUUGGCCUGCACUAGUGUGAUUGUGACUUCUGGUGUUCAGACAAUGCAACUGCAUAACAUUUCAUGAACAGAAUUUUUUCUAUUGUGAUGCAUCGUGCAACAAUGCAUUGUUACACCCCUAGUUAACAAUACUACACAUGGUGCACUUUGGUGCACUUUUAUUUACUGUUACAUUCAAAAACACUAUAUAUGCAUAUAUACAUAUUUAUAUGUGAAUUUCAUUUCAGAACAAUGUAUAAUUAAACGGGGCACAAUUGUAGGACUGAAGGAAGGACAACAUAUAUAUAUAUAUAUACAUAUAUAUACAUAUAUAUACAUAUAUCUAAAAAGCUGCUGGAUCAAAUAUUUAAAGAUUUAAAGGUGGAUAAUGAAUGAACGACGCACAAUUAGUUGCUAAGAAAAAAAGCUUUCAAAGUUAAAAGAAAGUAGUUCAAUAUGAUGUUUACUUUUGUUCACAACUUAUAUAUAUAUUGCUUAACACAGAUGCCUCAUUAUAUGAGCAAAUAUAGCUCAACACUAAUGCUUUUCAUUAAUGCUUAUAUUUAACCUGUAUGCUCAUAUAUUUAACCUUGUUAGCCAUGCUCAGUUUUGGUUACUCCUAGUUAGAACGUUUUUGAGUUUGAACAUUCCUUGUAGCUUCUUUAUAAUCUAGAAGUGUAGUAGCACUACUUUAGCAUCAUUGUGCUAACCGGUUAGCUGUGUGAAGGAGAACUACAUUAUGAAGUAUGCAUUCCUCUGUUACAAAUCCAAAGAACUGUACUUAUUUCCUGUUUUUGCUUGUUUAGUUUUGUCUGUGUGUUUAUGGUGGGUUAUGAAGUACAAUGAUAUCAAUCAUUUAAUUUAUCUUUUUUUUUUUUUUCUCGCAGUUGUUACAUUUGCACGGCCUUGCACUAAUAAAUAUAAUGUAUCCCAAA
This is a messenger RNA of Astyanax mexicanus (Mexican tetra), 4178 nucleotides long. RefSeq names its product mitochondrial calcium uptake family, member 3a (gene micu3a). Lineage: Eukaryota; Metazoa; Chordata; Actinopteri; Characiformes; Acestrorhamphidae. Gene Ontology annotation, molecular function: calcium ion binding. The transcript is spliced from 15 exons. Gene Ontology annotation, cellular component: uniplex complex. The coding region runs from base 16 to 1458 and encodes 480 amino acids. The record is from RefSeq and is a predicted model, not a curated record. Gene Ontology annotation, biological process: mitochondrial calcium ion homeostasis; calcium import into the mitochondrion.